AUGACAUGCCGCAAAGCCGGUUGUAACCAUGAAUUUUGUUGGUUAUGCUUUGGUGAUUGGAAAGAUCAUGCUAAUCAUAAUUGUAACCGAUUUAUUGAAGACGAAACAACGAAAAAGCAAGAGAACGCCAGAUCAGAAUUAAAACGUUAUUUACAUUAUUAUGAACGUUAUAUUAAUCAUUUCCAAUCAGCAGCAUUAGAAAAUAAAUUACUAGAAAAAAUACAAGAACGUAUUGAAGCAAUGCAGCGACAAAAAAAGUCUUAUGCCGAUCAACAAACAUUUUUGUUGGCAUAUAAUUGUUUAAAAGAAUGCCGUCACACAUUAAUGUUUACCUAUCCAUUUGCUUUUUAUUUGUAUCCAACAAAUCAGUCACAGGUAUUCGAAGACAAUCAGUCAAAUUUGGAAACGGCUAUUGAAGAGUUAACAGGCUUAUUAGAGAAAGACUUGGAUGACGUUGGUUUGAUACAAAAAGUGCAAGAUAAAUAUCGUUUUUGUACAAGUCGACGAAAAGUUUUACUUGAUCAUACAAAAGAAGGUUAUACCGAGCAUUAUUGGGCGGGUCUAGAUGAUUAUUAG
This is a messenger RNA of Didymodactylos carnosus, 576 nucleotides long. The record is from the annotation of a GenBank genome assembly. Lineage: Eukaryota; Metazoa; Rotifera; Eurotatoria; Philodinida; Philodinidae.